This is a messenger RNA of Penicilliopsis zonata CBS 506.65, 888 nucleotides long. RefSeq lists its product as hypothetical. The record is from RefSeq and is a predicted model, not a curated record. The coding region runs from base 110 to 736 and encodes 208 amino acids. NCBI's taxonomy places the organism in Eukaryota, Fungi, Ascomycota, Eurotiomycetes, Eurotiales, Aspergillaceae. Gene Ontology annotation, cellular component: mitochondrion. The transcript is spliced from 2 exons.
UUGAAGUGGUCGAGAGAGGGUCUUGAGGGCUAGCAGCCUUGAUCAUUAAGUUCUUCUCAUUCUGCCCUAAGAACUGACUGCAAGCUCUUCUGGAAGAGAGCAAAGAAAGAUGACCGUGGAUCGGCCCUCAAUUAUAAGUUGUCUUCGCCGUAUCCGUCUUCUCGAUGGCGUCAGACAUGUCUCACGACGGCAAUGCCUGUCAACAGCCCCCCCUGCAAAAGACUACCGCUCUCGUCUCCGCAAACUGAACGACCGGCUGCCUCGAUUCCUCCGGUCCUACACCACGCCUCUUCUCGGCGCUCCCGUCACACACAUCACAUCAUUCCUGAUCCUCCAUGAAGUAACAGCCAUUGUGCCAUUGCUUGGCCUGGUAGCCGCCUUCCACUAUGGCGAUUGGAUGCCGGAUCUAGCUGCCGAUGACUCCAACGGUGCUUUCAACGAAGGUGUCGCCCGAUUCGGGCGCUGGCUAAGGAAAAAGGGAUGGAUAGACGAUGAUGCUGCUGUGGGUGCCACCAAUGUAGCUCACAUCAGCAGCAGUAAUCAGACUGGUGAGAAAGCAUCGAUUCGCGAGCAAAGAGGUGUACAUCUGGUCCUAGAGUUCGCGACUGCGUAUGCCAUCACAAAGGCAUUGCUGCCUCUCCGCAUUGCGACCAGUGUCUGGGCGACGCCGUGGUUUGCAAGAGUUGUAGUACACCCCCUUACGAGCAGGGCGGGAAGGAUAUUUGGGAGGAAGUAAGGAGAGAAAGUCUCCGGGCAUUAUCCUGGCAUAUGCGCAUUAUCGCGUACAUGUGCAUAUGUAGGAGUGGUUACCAGCAGUAGUAACUGCCAUGAGGGGUUGUGCUCCGUACAUGUAAUUUAACUCUAGGAAAUGCAGGAAUAUGAUAUGGU